This is a messenger RNA of Trichoplax adhaerens, 504 nucleotides long. RefSeq lists its product as uncharacterized. Bases 1 to 504 code for a protein of 167 amino acids. NCBI's taxonomy places the organism in Eukaryota, Metazoa, Placozoa, Uniplacotomia, Trichoplacea, Trichoplacidae. Gene Ontology annotation, cellular component: late endosome membrane; Ragulator complex; lysosome. The record is from RefSeq and is a predicted model, not a curated record. Gene Ontology annotation, biological process: cholesterol homeostasis; cellular response to amino acid stimulus; positive regulation of TOR signaling. Gene Ontology annotation, molecular function: guanyl-nucleotide exchange factor activity; molecular adaptor activity. The transcript is spliced from 6 exons.
AUGGGCUGCUGUUUCUCCAACUCCUCUGAUGAACGUUUCGAUGUUCAGAAUCCGAUUAUUAAUGAGAGAACGCCUUUAAUGGUGGAUUCAUCGGCAGUUCCAUCACGUCCUGUAUUUAGUAAUGACUUUGCGCCCAACGAAUCUUUAACGUCGCCCAAAGAGAAUGACGAAAAGGGUGCUGUAAAUAAAAUAUUACAUGAAGUUUCACGAAAUGUGAUAGAUAUCGCAAAUAUGGAAUCAGGAGGUAUCGAGCAGAUAAAAUAUUCAGAACGGGAGAAAGUAUAUAGCUCAAAAGUAGCGGUGCUUGCUAUCAAGCCAACUAGCAGUGCUAGAAAUGAUAUUUUAAGUAUUGAUAGUGUAUCUGUGGUCAACGUGCUAAGCGAAAAAACUACUAAUGAUAGAAAAAUGAUUACCGAUAAUAUAAAGCAAGUAGCUUCGGCCUUUUCUUCGAUGGGAAUUAAAAGUACUAAGCCAUUAGUUGUACAAUUUGACUCAGUUCCUUAG